This is a messenger RNA of Macroventuria anomochaeta, 1038 nucleotides long. RefSeq lists its product as uncharacterized. The record is from RefSeq and is a predicted model, not a curated record. NCBI's taxonomy places the organism in Eukaryota, Fungi, Ascomycota, Dothideomycetes, Pleosporales, Didymellaceae. Bases 1 to 1038 code for a protein of 345 amino acids. The transcript is spliced from 4 exons.
AUGUUUCUGACAAACUUGUUGCCUACACUUGCUGUGAGCGAAGUAGCCGCCGCUCCGUCAUCGUCGUCGUCAAUUGAAUCAGGCCCUUCUCUUACAUGGUCCUCAACUCCUUUCUCAUCUGACAAACCAUUCGUUCAACAAGGCGCCGCCAUCCUCCGCGAUAGCUCCUGCCUCCCCGAUAUCGAACAUGAUUGUGUGUCACCGGGUGCCUUUAGUGUGUGCUGUCCGAGCGCUUUCUCCUACAUGGGAACAUACAAUUUCAGAUGCUGUUCCCCACGGACGAAAUGUGCACCUGAACGACUGUGUGCAAUCUCUUCGUGGGCUUUAUACGAUAACGGAGAGUAUUUCUGCUGCGGGAGUGGCUUGCUGGGAUACAUUAAAAGUGGGUACAGCUUGUGCUCAAACCCAGAAGCUCCGAUGAUAAGUGGAGUGAUACUGCUACCUACACUCACAAUUGAACAAACUGCUGCUCCAUCGUUGUCAUCAUCAUCGUCAAGUAAAUCUGAAGUCUCCUCCGCAUCAUCCUCGAACGCCGCCAUCGUAGGCAGGAUAAUCGGGGAUGUGGUUGGAAUUGCCAUCUUAGCGCGUAUCGCCUGGGUCAUGCUACGUCAACAACGACAGAACAAAGUUGAGAAUGCAUCCUCUCCGGAAGACAUUUCUGGAGACAACGCCACAAAAGACAGAUCCGGUAAAAAUGCUGUUGGAGGCCUACACAUGAAUCACCAGCUUGACGAUUGGACCGCUCUCUACUGUGCAACCGACGAGAGAACAAUGCACUGUGCUCGCAUUAUAGAAAGGCCUGCACAAUCACCACCAAUCAACCUUUGGAGUCAUUCAUGCCCGUUCCUGCGCCUCCAAGGUGGGAUCUCAGGGAGCCAGAGGAUUUUCGUUGCUAAAUGGGCUAGCUCUAGUUACAAUGCCGAAGAUCUCGUCAUUCGCGUGCAUGACGGCCCAUCAACCAAAGAGUACACCAUCGCCCGUCAACUACUUCCCUGGCAUUCCUCAUACUUCACGGCGGCUUUAGACAAGCACAGCUAG